UGCAUCUUAGCUUAAUUUGUUUAUUUAGGGGUGGGAGAGAAAAUGAGGAGACAAAGAUUUGUGAUAUUCCCACUGUUGGCUUUUGCACUGAGCCUGUACGUGGUGGACGUGGAGGGGGCGUCGUCACUGCAGCCGCCGGUGAAGCUGGUUUGGCAUUACUAUAAGGUGCAUAACACGUGUGUUAAUGCAGAGGUUUAUAUCCGGCACCAAGUGGAAAAGUUCUAUAAAAGGGAUAAAACUAUUGCAGCUAAGCUUCUCCGGUUACAAUACUCGGAUUGUUUCGUUACUGGGAGUGAUGGUUCAAUCCUGCUAGAUGGCCCAAAAUCAGAGAAGACUGCACGGCAGAACAGGCGACUUGGAGGGUUCGCUUUUAUCGACAAGAUCAAAACCGUACUAGAAGCUCGGUGCCCCGGGGUGGUCUCUUGUGCUGACAUUCUCAACCUUGCCACCCGAGACGCUGUUCAUUUGGCAGGCGCACCAUCUUAUCCUGUACUUACAGGGCGGAGGGACGGCAUGACAUCUACCGCAGCAUCGGUUGAUCUCCCCUCACCAUCCAUCUCAUGGGAAGCUGCUCUCGCAUAUUUCAAAUCAAAAGGCUUGGAUGUGUUGGAUAUGGCAACGCUUUUGGGAGCACAUUCCAUGGGGAAAACAAACUGUAGCUACAUCGAGGAUCGGCUGUACAAUUUCAAUAAGACAGGAAAGCCAGACCCAAGCAUGAAGGCAUCGUUCUUGGCAAACCAGAGAAAGCUAUGUCCGCCGCGAUUGAAGAAGGGCCAAAGCUACCCGCUGGUUUUUCUGAACCCAGCAUCUGGCCCCAAAUAUAGUUUCAGCAACUCCUACUACUCCAGAGUCUUAACCAAGGAAGCUGUCCUGGGAGUUGACCAGCAGCUAUUCUUUGGUGAUGAUACUAAGCAAAUCACCCAAGAAUUUGCUGCAAGCUUUGAAGAUUUUAGGAGGUCAUUUGCUCUUUCCAUGAGUCGAAUGGGAAAUAUCAAUGUGCUAACUGGAAAGGAAGGAGAAAUACGCAAAAAUUGCAGAUUUACAAAUAAAUACAAUCCCAGCAAAAACUAGGCGAGUCACUCUGCUGGGGGAAGAACAAUCUAUAAUCAUAAAUUAUAGGGAUGAUUGUCAUUGGAAAGCAAAUUUUCUUGGGUUUAAGGUAUGGCAGAACAUCAAUAAAAACAACAUGAUGGAAAAACUAUUUUCUUUCCACAAAUAAAAUUGUAUAACUUUUUCAAUCCUGGCCUACACUGUC
This is a messenger RNA of Theobroma umbraticum, 1255 nucleotides long. RefSeq names its product putative peroxidase 61. The record is from RefSeq and is a predicted model, not a curated record. Gene Ontology annotation, molecular function: peroxidase activity; heme binding. Lineage: Eukaryota; Viridiplantae; Streptophyta; Magnoliopsida; Malvales; Malvaceae. Gene Ontology annotation, biological process: hydrogen peroxide catabolic process; response to oxidative stress.